Messenger RNA from Cynara cardunculus var. scolymus (artichoke), 2826 nucleotides. RefSeq names its product general transcription and DNA repair factor IIH helicase subunit XPD. The coding region runs from base 125 to 2395 and encodes 756 amino acids. The transcript is spliced from 12 exons. The record is from RefSeq and is a predicted model, not a curated record. Gene Ontology annotation, cellular component: nucleus. Gene Ontology annotation, molecular function: damaged DNA binding; ATP binding; DNA helicase activity. Gene Ontology annotation, biological process: transcription by RNA polymerase II; positive regulation of mitotic recombination; nucleotide-excision repair. NCBI's taxonomy places the organism in Eukaryota, Viridiplantae, Streptophyta, Magnoliopsida, Asterales, Asteraceae.
UCUUCUGAGUCCGACGCCGAUAUCUUCGGCGACCUUCGCUUCUUAUCGACAGAUUUCCACACAGAGUAAAAUCGAAUCGAAUCGAAUCGAAUCGAAGAAGAGUAUAGUGAAUUUGAGGAAGAAGAUGAAGUUCCAAAUCGAAGAUGUAACAGUUUACUUCCCUUACGAUCACAUCUACCCCGAACAGUAUUCCUACAUGAUCGAACUCAAACGAGCCCUAGAUGCCAAAGGCCAUUGCCUCUUAGAAAUGCCUACCGGCACCGGAAAAACCAUCGCUCUUCUCUCAUUGAUCACCAGCUACACUCUCUCUAAACCAUCAAAUCCUGUUAAACUCCUCUACUGUACUCGCACUGUUCAUGAAAUGGAGAAAACCCUAGCGGAGCUGAAGCUUCUUCACAAGUACCAGCUUGAUAAUAUCGGGCCGUCUGCUCGGAUGCUUGCUCUUGGACUUUCGUCUAGGAAGAAUUUGUGUGUAAAUCCCAAUGUGGUUUCUGCGGAGAAUCGGGAUUCGGUUGAUGCGGGAUGUCGGAAAUUAACUGCUAGCUGGGUUAGGGCACUUGCGAUUGAAAACCCUAAUAUUCCGACUUGCUCCUUCUUUGAGAGCUAUGAGAAAGCUGGUUCCGAUGCUGUUUUGCCUCCUGGAGUGUACACUUUACAGGAUCUGAGGGUGUUCGGGAAGGAGAAAGGGUGGUGCCCGUACUUUCUAGCACGUCAUAUGGUGCAAUUUGCAAAUGUGGUGGUUUAUAGCUACCAGUACUUGCUUGACCCAAAGGUAGCUGGGAUCAUCUCAAAGGAGAUGCAGAGGGAGUCUGUAGUGGUGUUUGAUGAGGCACACAAUAUUGACAAUGUGUGCAUUGAGGCAUUGAGUGUCAGUGUAAGGAGGCAAACACUUGAAGGGGCUACUAGAAAUCUUAAUAAGAUGUCUCAGGAGAUUGACAGGUUUAAGGCCACUGAUGCUGGUAGGUUGCGUGCUGAAUACAACCGGCUUGUUGAGGGCUUAGCACAAAGAGGGAACCUGCCCCUUGGUGAUACCUGGCUUGCAAAUCCUGCUUUGCCUGAUGACAUUUUGAAGGAGGCGGUUCCCGGAAAUAUACGGCGAGCAGAGCAUUUCUUGUCUGUUUUACGGAGAUUAGUACAGUACUUGAAAGGGCGUUUGGAAACUGAAAAUGUUGAAAAAGAGGGCCCUGUUACAUUUGUUAACUCCGUGAAUUCACAUGUUGGAAUUGACCAAAAAAUGUUGAAGUUUUGCUAUGAUCGUCUGCACUCACUUAUGUUAACUCUGGAAAUCACUGACACUGAUGAAUUUUUGCACAUCCAAACAAUUUGCGAUUUUGCCACACUCGUGGGGACAUACACCAGGGGAUUUUCGAUCAUAAUUGAACCUUACGAUGAGAGAAUGCCCCAUAUUCCUGAUCCAGUCCUGCAGCUGAGCUGCCAUGACGCUUCUCUAGCAAUAAAGCCAGUUUUCGACAGAUUUCAAUCCGUUGUGAUAACAUCUGGAACUCUGAGCCCAAUUGAUCUCUACCCUCGACUUCUUAAUUUCAAUCCAGUGGUUAGUCGGAGUUUUACCAUGUCCUUAACAAGGGAUUGUAUAUGCCCCAUGGUUCUCUCACGGGGAAGUGAUCAGCUUCCCGUUAGCACAAAAUUUGAUUUGAGAAGUGAUCCUGGAGUGGAAAGAAACUACGGAAGGCUUUUGUUGGAGAUGGUGUCGGUAGUUCCGGAUGGAAUCGUUUGUUUCUUUGUCAGUUACUCAUAUAUGGAUGCCAUAGUGAACAGUUGGAAUGAAACUGGGAUCUUGAAGGAAAUAAUGCAGCGUAAACUAGUCUUCAUUGAGACACAAGAUGUCGUUGAAACUACGUUAGCACUAGACAACUAUCGUAAAGCUUGUGAUUGUGGGAGAGGUGCUGUGUUUUUCUCUGUUGCCAGGGGGAAAGUCGCUGAAGGUAUAGACUUUGACCGACAUUAUGGAAGACUUGUAAUCAUGUUUGGUGUUCCGUUUCAGUACACAUUAAGCAGGAUCUUACUUGCUCGGUUAGAGUACUUGCGGGAGACUUUCCAGAUAAAAGAAGGCGACUUUUUGACUUUUGAUGCCUUGAGGCAAGCUGCUCAAUGUGUUGGACGAGUUAUUCGUUCAAAGGCAGAUUAUGGUAUGAUGAUAUUUGCUGACAAAAGAUAUACAAGACACGACAAACGCUCUAAAUUGCCUGGAUGGAUUCUGUCACAUCUGCGUGAUGCACAUCUGAACUUGAGUACCGAUAUGGCAGUGCAUAUAGCAAGAGAGUUUUUGAGGAAGAUGGCACAACCAUACGACAAAACUGGUGGUGGCGGAAAGAAAACUCUUCUGUCACAAGACGAUUUGGAAAAGAUGAAUGGUGUCGAAGGAAUGAUGUUUUGAGGAUAGCUUGCACAAUCGAACAUAUCGAGAUAAAGAAUUGAUGCAACCGGAAAGAAGUUUUGUUCGUAGUUUUUAACCUUAUUAGCAGCCCGUUUUUGGAGGGUGUGUUGUAUCCUAGCCGUUUCCAAUCUUUGUCGAGUAUUUGUGUUGCUAGGUUAUGAAAUAGUGCUCUAAAAGGAAUUUUUGAAUUCAUGAUUAGAUGAUAUCUCCUUGGGUUCUUCGUUGGUAGAUGACAUAUUUGCAUAUAUCCCACCCCUUCUAAACCUGGUUUCGAGUGGGAUAGACUGAUGGAUUGCUUACCGACACAAAUGGGACAAGUGUUAAUAGGGUAAGAGUGUCGUUUGGAUUGGCACUAAUUACUAAACCGAGUAAGGGUUGUUUGGUUGGUUUUUCAUCAAGUAUUGUAUAGAUAAAACUAUCUAUCUGGAUUA